This is a messenger RNA of Alternaria arbusti, 348 nucleotides long. RefSeq lists its product as uncharacterized. The transcript is spliced from 2 exons. The coding region runs from base 1 to 348 and encodes 115 amino acids. NCBI's taxonomy places the organism in Eukaryota, Fungi, Ascomycota, Dothideomycetes, Pleosporales, Pleosporaceae. The record is from RefSeq and is a predicted model, not a curated record.
AUGUAUAACGAAUCUACAGAUCUUGAGAAAGGAAGAGGCGCUACUUAUGACGUCCGCGAGAUGGUGUGGAUAUACACUUCUGCUACUCUAGGCUACCCUUCCGUUCUCGUCACCUUCUCCGUUACCCUCUCCUUCCCUAGCGCCCGCUUCGUCGUCUCCACCUUCCCCAGUAUCCUCUUCUCGGCGCCGCUCUCGCCCGCCUUCUGCACCUCUCUCAUCACCACUCCGUCUCUGCCCGCGCUCAUCCCCACCCGGCCCAACCGUCUCACCCACUCUCUGCGGUCUCCUGAGACGCAUCGCUUUCCCGUAUGCCAGAGCAAGACGAUGUUCCUGCUCAGUAACAUUUAG